AUUUUUUAACUCUCAUUUUCCUCAUGCAGAGAAGCAUUGGAACUACUCAUUAGAAUUGAAAAUUCUAGCCAUGACUAUCUUUAGAAAGAUGGCUAAAGCUCUUGCUAUGGAAACCACCGAAAUGGAGGAGACUUUUGAAGAGGGUUUUCAGGAUAUAAGAAUGAAUUAUUACCCAACAUGUCCACAACCAGACAAUGUCCUCGUUGAAUAUGUGAUUUCAUCGAAGGUGAUUGAAUGGGGCUCAAAAGGGAGAAUCAUUCCUCUUUUCUUUGCAUGGAUAGCCUCAAAAGCUGCCUCCGACACAGAUGAGGGCUCGGAUGAUGUGCAUAACAGCUUGAGGCUUCUCAAAUGCCGUAUAGAAUGGAAAGUAACGAUGAGUUCUUACUUCAAAAAGGCAAAAUAUGAGAAGAUGAAGAUACUCACGGCUGAGAAAGCAAAAGCUAGAGUAAAGCAAAAGUUGAAUAACAGUGCAAAUCAAAGCAAUGCUCCAAAUCCUAGCCAUUACCAAUAUGCAUCAGUAAAGAAUCCAGAGGACUUUAGAACUUCAAUGCCAAGAGUCCGAGCUGGCAAUUCAUCUCUGCCUCUUGGGCAAGGUCAACCCCCCAACAACCUCCCACCUCUGCUCCCACCUCAGCUCCCAUCUCAGCUUCCACCUCAACUCCCAACUAUGUUCCCUCUUGUUGAUCAUGCAGAAGGAAGAGAUGAAAACCAAUCUCAUACCUCAGCUCACAACUCAACUUCCACCGCCAACCAAGACGUAGUUGCAGCUCAGCUUGCUACCAUGCAACAGCAGUUUGGUGUCUUUCAGCUAGGUCAAUCCCAUAUCGCACCAACUCAGCAACCCCUCCCUGAUGAUGUCACUCGAUGCCUCGAUAGCUUAGAAAAGCUAGUAGCUGAACAGCAAGGUGCCCCACCUCCACACCAUGCUGCUAACUCCAUACCUCACCCUCUGAAUACCAACAUUACACUGGAACCCUAUCCUGCUGGCUUCAAAAUACCACAACUAGAGACUUAUGGGACGAAGGAUCCCGAUGAUCACCUACAUGCUUUCUACUCUUGCAUGAAAGCUCAAAACGCCUCUGACGCGUCAAUUAGCUCUUUUACAAAAAUGGCAUCUGCUUUUGCCACUAAGUUUUCCAGUAGAAGGUUGAUUAGGAAAACUACUUCUGAGUUGAUGCGAGUUAAACAGAGGGAUGAAGAAUCUUUGAAGAACUACAUGAGCAGGUUCAACGAUGCAGUGUUGGAGGUCAGUACCUUUGACCAGGCUGUGGGCAUUGCAGCUGUGAUCUCAGGUCUUAAACAUGAUAGGUUCAGAGACAGUUUGAUCAAACAUCCUACCACCACCUUUAGCGAGAGAGCUGAACAGCCAAGGUUUGUCAGAGAACAGAGGCCACAACCUCAAGGCGUCCGCAAUCCACCAAACAGACAAGUUAUGGGAUAUCAGCAAGCCCCACCUCUGCUCCCACCACCAGCUAGAAUCAUGCACAUGGUUACGGGAGGCCUAGAAGCAGGUGGAUUGAGCUCUAAACAACGAAAGUUGCCUAUGGGAAUAGACACACUGCGAGACAACCAGGAGGUGGCUAGACAUUGCUAUAUUACAUCAGUAACACAACCUAAGAAAGGCAAAGAUCAAACACCCGAGGCCGUCCCUCAACGAAUUCCUAAUAAUCAACAAGUUAUGGGUGUUGAGAUAGUAGAUAAUCGACCGGAAGAUGAAACCAGAGCUGCUCCAGUUGAAGAUGUUGAAGAAUGGCCCAGAAGCGACGUCUCUUCUGGGGGGGAGAGGCUUCAGGCUAUUAAAGAAGAGGUAGAGAAACUUCUACAAGCUGGUUUUGUCAAAAAAGUUGAUUACUGCGAAUGGGUGGCUAACCCAGUCCUGGUGAAGAAGGCAAAUGGCAAUGAAAGGUUAAGUCUCUUGGAUGCAUAUUCGGGGUAUCACCAGAUGCCGAUGGCUCCAGAAGACGAAGAGAAAACCUCGUUCUAUGUUGGCGAUGAAAUUUAUUGCUAUGUCAUGAUGCCGUUUGGUUUAAAGAACGCAGGUGCUACUUAUCAGAAAAUGGUGACCAUCGUCUUCCAAGCUCAGAUCGACAGGAAUUUGGAAGUUUAUGUCGAUGACAUUGUGGUAAAGAGCCUGAAAGCAGAAGACCACCUAGCUGAUCUCGACGAGACUUUCAAUAACCUCCGAAAGAAUAGAAUGUGGUUAAACCUAGCCAAAUGCAUCUUCGGCGUGGAGUCUAGAAAGUUUCUAGGUUUCAUGGUGUCCCGAAGAGGGAUUGAGGUCAAUCUAGAGAAGAUCAGAGCAAUUGCUGAGAUGGAACCGCCGAAAUCAGAGAAAGAUAUACAGAGGUUGACUGGAAGGGUGGCAGCUUUCCAUCGGUUCAUAUCGAAGUCGGCAGAUAAGUGCCUACCAUUUUUCAAGAUUAUGAGCAAGGGUUCAGGAGCUGGUGCUCUCUUGAUUGGCCCAGAUGGAUACCGAACAUUGGAGUUGAAAAUCAACACAAUCCAAGUAUACAGUGACUCCCAACUGGUGGUGAACCAAAUCAACUCAAUCUGUGAAGUUGUUGAUCCUGUCAUGGUGAAGUAUGUAGCCUUGGUGGCUGAGCUGAAGUGCAAAUUCCAAAAAUUCUGUCUGAAGGUCUUAGAUGAACCAAUCUUCAUGAAGCCACGGAUGAUGGAGAUCAGCACAAAUCCUGACACGCCGAGUUCGGCUGACUCAAUUAUCUCCUUUUUACGAGAUGGGAUAGUACCUGAGAACAGGCAGAAGGCAAUGAAGUUGAGAAAGAAAGCAUCUCGGUAUACACUUGUUAAUGGGGUCCUCUAUAAGAGAUCUUUUUCACUCCCUCUUCUACGGUGCUUGAAUCCCUACGAAGCUGAGUAUGCACUUCGGGAGGAUGCCACUCACUUUGUUCAGAGAUGCCCGAAGUGCCAAUUCUUUGCACAUCUGACUCACCAACCAGCAGAAGAGCUCACGAACUUGGUAGCACCAUGGCCAUUUGCUCAGUGGGGACUGGAUCUUCUGGGCCCAUUUGUGAAAGGGGUUGGUGGUGUAACCCAUCUGAUUGUUGGCGUGGAUUAUUUCACAAAAUGGGUUGAAGUUCGGCCAUUAUCCAGUCUUACCUCCAAGAAGAUUGAAGACUUUAUUUUCAGCUCGAUCAUCUGCAGAUAUGGGAUCCCGAAUCAGAUUGUGGCUGAUAAUGGAACACAAUUCAGCUGCAUUUCUUUUCGAGAUUUUUGUUCCAGCUACGGGAUCAAAUUGCAGUUCACCUCGGUUUAUCAUCCGAAGUCCAAUGGUGAAACACCCUGUCACCUGGCCUUUGGUACUGAACCAGUCAUUCCUAUUGAAAUAGGAGUCCCAAGCUUCCGGGUCACCCAUUUCGAUGAAGGACGAAAUGGACAACUGCUUCGGGAAAACCUUGAUCUGCUUACCCAAGUCAGAGAAGAAGCACGGCUUCGAACUCUUGUAUACAAGCAGAAAUUAGCCAACUUCUACAAUAAACGAGUUCACCCUCGAACGUUCAAAGUAGGAGACCUUGUUCUCAGAAAGGCUGGCCUAACAAGGUUUGAAACUCGUUUUGGCAAACUAGCCCCAAACUGGGAAAGUCCUUAUACAGUGGCGGAAGUGCCACAUCCUGGUGCUUAUAUCCUCCAAGACGUUGAAGGGAGGAGAGUUCCUAGAGUCUGGAAUAUCAAUAACUUGAAGAAAUUUUACCCAUAAUAAAAUUCUUUCAAGUGAUCUAUGUUCUUUACACUUCUUACUUCGUGAUUGUCGAAAUUCAUUUUAUCUCUUAUUCUAUGUACCCGAGGUCAAUCAAUUCAUUCAUUCCUUGAACCUCACUCCUGUUAAUGAAUGUCACUUCACAUA
Rubroshorea leprosula is the source of this 3862-nucleotide messenger RNA. Lineage: Eukaryota; Viridiplantae; Streptophyta; Magnoliopsida; Malvales; Dipterocarpaceae. The record is from the annotation of a GenBank genome assembly.